This is a messenger RNA of Priceomyces carsonii, 582 nucleotides long. RefSeq lists its product as uncharacterized. Gene Ontology annotation, molecular function: proline dehydrogenase activity; sarcosine oxidase activity; L-pipecolate oxidase activity. Lineage: Eukaryota; Fungi; Ascomycota; Pichiomycetes; Serinales; Debaryomycetaceae. The record is from RefSeq and is a predicted model, not a curated record. The coding region runs from base 1 to 582 and encodes 193 amino acids. The transcript has a single exon.
AUGGAAAAGCAAUGGAAACGAAUGCCAAUAACCACAAAUCUUUCAACAGGGAUCAAUAUUUCCCCCCCCUAUAAUGGAGAAAUAAAGGUUUUGAGGAGGUCUGCCGGCUGUAAGAAUACAGUGAUAAUUUCAUCACCUAGCCCAUUUUCCCGAGAAACGCAAGAAAUUUCGGUUCCCCGAACCAUUAUUGAUAACCCAAAUGAUUGGAUUCCAGAAGAAGCAGAGAUUGCCAUUAGAGAUAAUUUGAAAGAAAUAAUGCCUUCUUUAUGUGAAUUACCAUUUGAUAGGACAAAGCUAUGCUGGUUAACACAGACUACAACUUCGAAUUUUAUAGUUGACUAUUAUCCUGAGGCAAAAAAUGUUUUGAUUACUACGGGAGGUUCCGCCCAUGCAUGGAAGUUCGUUCCAGUAAUAGGGGAUAAGGUUGUUGAUUUUAUCGAAGGAAAUCUAGAACCGGAGCUACUUAGGAAGUGGUGCUGGAAGGAAAAGUUGACCUCAAAUGUUGAUAAUGGAAACGCCCCAAGAAUGAAAGGAAGUCCAAAAGAAAUAAAGGAAUAUAUCAGAAAUGCAGAAGACCUUUAA